CCUGCAGGUUCAACCCCGCUGUGCGUAGCUCCGCUCUGCUCCGCUCUCUCGUCUCGUUGUUCUGGGCAUCGUUGCGCGUCGUCUCGCGGACAGCAGUCGGGCGGUCCGCAUUCGAGUCGCGUACCGUCGCGAGUGUCAAGGAGCGGGUCCGCGGUGCUCCUCGCAGGAGCACACAGUGGCCAAGUGGCGUAAUCGCGCACAACCGAGUGUGUGUGGUCGCACGCGCGAAAGGUGGUGCGUGCGUGACGACAGCGGUUUUUUUUUCCGACACGACGACACGGUGACUCGCGAGUCGCGCGAGUACGCAGCGCGGCGCAACACCACGCGACACGGCAGCGAAAGGGAAUCGUCGACGACAGGAGCGACGUAAGCGCGGUGCAUGCGAUGUUAGCCGCUCAACAACGUCGGCCCAACGAAUUCGCGCGACGUGCUGCACCAUUUUCCUUUACCCGUGCGUGCGUCCCGACGCCACGCCGCCGAUGUGAGUCGGACGUUCGUCCCGGGCUAUAUCGAUAAAUCCACACGACACGACACCGACGACGUUGGAUGCAAAACUCAGGCGGUUUCGAGCGCAUCUCACGAUCGAGCAUCAUGUUCUGGACGAAUAAUUACGUGUCGUCGCCGCAUAUCGAGGCAUUGCUCAACAAGGAGGAUGUCACGCUGCACGAGUUGAUGGAUGAGGAGGACAUCCUGCAGGAGUGCAAGAGCCAAAACAAAAAGCUGGUGGAAUUUCUCACGAGGCCUGCCGUUAUGGAGGAAUUGGUGACGUUAACCACGAAAGAACCAUCCGCGGACAUCGAAGAACGCUGGCGCUACAAGUAUCCCAAUGUCGCCUGCGAGUUGCUCACAUGUGAUGUGCCUACAUUGAAUGAGAAACUGGCAGGUGACGAGGCACUUUUGGCCAAAUUAUAUUCUUUCAUAGAUACAGAUCAGCCAUUAAAUCCACUACUUGCAUCAUUUUUCAGUAAAACUAUCGGAGUGCUUGUUGCUCGUAAAAGUGACCAGAAUUGGUAUUCCUAUCAGUUCACAUGCUUACAGGUUUUAGAAUUCCUUAAAAGUCGUCAGAGAUGCGUAGAUUUGCUGCUGCAACAUUUAGAGACUUCGGCCAUCAUGGACUUAGUACUCAAACUUGUUACUCAGGUUGAGGGCAGUGAUAUGCGUCAAAACAUAUUAAACUGGCUAGAUAGUCAACAUUUAGUGCAAAGACUGGUAAAAAUGUUAGCACCUACUUCAGAAGUAGCCAAACAUGCUAACGCGGCACAAUUACUUUGCGAUAUGGUGAUGGUAGCUAGAGAAACUCAACGUACAUCCACGGAGCGUACUGACCCAGAUCCUAUUUUAAAUACUUUAGAAUCAGGGGAAACUGUGAGCCUAUUGCUAGAAACUAUCCUAACAGCGGAAAAGGCAGAAAGCAGUAUUGUCGGCGGAAUACAAGUGCUUUUGGUACUUUUAGGUCAAAGACCCAGCAACACAUCAAAUGACGGAGAUGUACAUGGUAAUGGGGAAGACACUACGGAUAAUGAGCAAUGUAUUAAAAUUUCAAAUGCUACUUUACCAUAUUUGGAACAUCUUCACAAACUUCUUUUGGACCCACCAGAUAAACCUGCCGUUAAAACAACUGUCGGACUACUAGAAUGUCCAUUGGGAAAUACCCGUUUGCACGUAGCAAAGUUGUUAAGCGCGUUGUUGGCGACGGAGAAUUUAAAGAUCCACGAAAGUUUAGAAAAUUUGGGAACAUUCCAAACAUUGUUGGAUCUGUUUUUCAAAUAUACAUGGAAUAAUUUCUUACAUACACAAGUACAACAGUGCCUGGCCUUAGCGAUUAAUGGAGGACAACGGGAUAAUGAUAUUAUAUAUAAUAAUAUAUUUAUCAAGUGCAAAUUAAUAGAGAGAAUCUUAGAAGCAUGGGAUAAAAACGAGAGUAAACAAAACAAGGAAAAUGGCGUUCGCCAAGGCUACAUGGGACAUUUAAUAAAUAUCGCGAAUAAUAUCGUCACCCAAUGCGAUAAAAAUAAUAUACUGGCCAGCUUCUUAAAGAACAAUUUAUCACCCGAGUGUCUUACUAAAUGGGAAAAUCUUGUGAGCGUACAAUUGGUGGAGAUUAACAAAAUUCAUCAAACUGUAAUGAUGGGUGAUCAGACUCCAGUGUACCUGAUGAGCUCCGAGGAAAAUCCAAACGAGUACAACUCUUACUCGCAAGAGACAUACAUUCAACAGAUGUACUCCAAUUAUCAGGGUCAACAAAUAACACCUCCUUUCAUCGAGAACUUCGGAUUCCACGACGAUGAGUUUAACGAUGGUGAUGACGCGCUUCAUAAUCCAGUUGACCAAUUAACAACGUUGGCCUUUACUCUCAGUGAAGAAGAUCUCGACAAGCGAGAAGAGAUGUUCAAUAAGCUGUGCCAACAAAAACAAAAAGCCGGUCUUGAAGAUUGCGGCAGCGGCUUGGAGUGGGGAGAUGAAGGUGAGCUGACGUUCCAGACCGUGGUGGACAAACGGGAUUGGCACUCGAAGCAACAGCAUCAGGAUUCUAGUUCGUCGGACGAAGAUGACGAGGAACCACGCGACAUGCAUAUGGAGGUCGACCCGACCGAUCCUUGGGACAAUACCGAACCGUUGAGCACUGGUACUAUACUUCCGCCAGUUAAUCCCUGGGAUGUGGUACCAUCGGAGCCGGUAGAGUCCACUGGCUGGGCCAAUUUCGAAAAUUUUGAGAAUACCUUGAGUAUAGAGAACACCGCGAGCGAGGACAAAAAGCCGUGCGAUGAACUUAAAGAAAAACCAUCAGAAGCAGCAACGGCCGCGAAUUUAACGGAGAAGAAUUUGAGUGAGACUUUUAGUGAAAAUGCCGGAGAUGGCAACGAGGAGACCGCGGACCGUGUAGAUAACCAAACAAUCGGGACAGAGUUACCUGCUGCGGAAAAUAAUAUUAACGACAGCCAAAGUGAUGAGCACAAAAUGGUCUCCGCCGUUGAGAACGCCAAUCCCAGCGAGUUAUCGGUCAACAGAGAGGUUGAGAACACGGAGGAAAUCGAAACCGUAAAGGACGCGAAGAAUGAUGUAGCGAAUGAUGAAAAUCCGUCAAUUGAACAUCAAAUUCCAGCCGCUUCGUCGGAGAGCACAUCCACCACCGGCACCACUGACGCCGUAUCGGUGCCUAAAGAUGCUAAAUGAAACGUUCCCCCCUGCCUAUGUUGAAUGAUCUAUGGCAAUAGGAAGAGAGAAUCAUAUCAGUAUCGAGUCGUACGCGAACGAUCACGGAAGCAUAUUGCGCCUUCUCUAUUUUUUAUUAGACACCACGUUAAUUAUAUGCUUUAAGAACGUUGAUGCUGGGCACAUUAUGUCUGUCCCGCUGCAGCAGGGUAUCUCUUUGAAUAAAUCCGAAAUGCCGAAAAAAAAAAAAAAUGAUCGACGCUCAACUACA
Messenger RNA from Wasmannia auropunctata (little fire ant), 3424 nucleotides. RefSeq names its product serine/threonine-protein phosphatase 6 regulatory subunit 3 (gene fmt). Gene Ontology annotation, molecular function: protein phosphatase regulator activity; protein phosphatase binding. Gene Ontology annotation, cellular component: nucleus; cytosol. The coding region runs from base 547 to 3174 and encodes 875 amino acids. The record is from RefSeq and is a predicted model, not a curated record. The transcript is spliced from 18 exons. NCBI's taxonomy places the organism in Eukaryota, Metazoa, Arthropoda, Insecta, Hymenoptera, Formicidae.